AUGCGGCCCUUCAAAGGUAAGAUAGUUCUCAAUGCGGCCCUCACAGCAAACAGUCAAGCAAUGAGUGACAUGCAUACGGAAGAAUGCAAUUUGAACGAGAACUACUGCAUCUUCGCGGUCAACGUUGAAUCUCAGCACGUAGAGAACGUAAGAGCUGCCAACAACUACUGUUUUAAAAACGAAAAGGGUUCCUUUUUACUGGAGGUUUAUGACGAGAAACUGCAACAGGCAGUCAAUGAGUACUUGAUGAGAACAGAAAUUCAUCAGGAUCUCUUUGUGAUGAAUGCCAUCUUUCAACAGAUGCAACAAUGGACUUCCAUUUUUUCCGAUAGAUCGCCGGCUCAAUUCCGUGUGGCAGCUGGAUUCCAAGUUUCAGACAUGAAAAAUGAGAACUUCCUGCAGCUGACCAAGCACGGGUAUCUGUGGACAUUUGAGAGUACUGCAGCCUCGGCGAGGAACCAGAUCAUGUGCAUGUUUCCCAAGUCUUUUAACGAGUGCGACAACGUAAGGGACGGAUUGAUAAUCAGGAACAAACGGAACGGUGGAAAUAUUAGGGAAAAUUUUUCGAUUUAUAACGAAAAUUUUCUGAAAUUGAAUUCAAGUUAUAUGAAGAAAAAUAUUAAUAUAACAAAGGUAAACUUGAUAAGAAAAAAAUUAGGAAUUUUGUCAAAAUUCAAAACAUUGUUCAUAAAUAUAGGUAAAGUUAAAACAUUAGGCACAGUACUUCUUAAUAAUUUGGAAAGUCACUUUCAAAAUCAAACAAACGAUUCUGAGAUAAUCGAGCAGAAGUUAGGAAAAAAGUUACCGAAUAUACUCGAUGAUGCAACCGCAGAUGAAAGGUUAUUUGAACUGAACAGGACCAUCCACACGUUCCUGCUGGCACUGAACCUGGAUCUGAACGACAUCAACAGCUUCUCGUCCAAUCACGACUGGCACAAGGUCAGUCACAUCGCCACUCAACAAUUCAAGUUUGACCUGCAAAAACUAAAUGACGAAAACCUCUUUAAACUCCGCUUGACACGCGCAGAUAAAUUUAAAUUGAUUCUACUCGUUGAAGAUUAUUUGCGCGAGCGAACAUCAAAUUCAUCGGAGAGUAGCGUUAAAGUCUAUAUACACAAAUUCGAUAACGAAUGUCUUAUAAUAUACGAAAAGGCUCGUAACUGGUUCGAUUCUCAAAACUUUUGCCACGGUAUGAACGGGGCUCUGUUUGCUUUUGUGGAGAGCAACCAUUUUGAAAUCUUAAAUAACUCCGAACUAACGCGGUCUCACAUUGAUGUCAACGCGUGGACUGGUACGACGAAGCACGUUUGGAGCUGGUUGAGGAAAAAUACGACUAUGAUAUGGACUAAUUUUGAUAGCGAACAAUCGAAAGAAAACACUUUCUUAUAUUUUGAAAGAAAUAAAACAUGGAAGACAUCUGAUAAAUGGCUCAUGAACUCAAAAAACGUGACCAUAUUGUGCCUGAUAGAAAAAACGAAAGACUAUGGUCCAGCGUCAACAAAGAAAGAGGGUUUCAUUUGUUUUCAAAUAACAUUUUCACCUGAAAAUAAGAAAAGCAAAUUUUCACAUAAAAGGUACAGUGGUGUUGUUUCUGCUACCUCCGGUCUUGACAAUCGUCCUAAUGGGUACACUGACUCAGACUUCCGCAACUUCAUCCAAAUUUCACUCAUCUGUCCGUUCGAAAUUGACCACUAA
Messenger RNA from Helobdella robusta, 1695 nucleotides. RefSeq lists its product as hypothetical. Bases 1 to 1695 code for a protein of 564 amino acids. NCBI's taxonomy places the organism in Eukaryota, Metazoa, Annelida, Clitellata, Rhynchobdellida, Glossiphoniidae. The transcript has 6 exons. The record is from RefSeq and is a predicted model, not a curated record.